Fimicolochytrium jonesii is the source of this 2543-nucleotide messenger RNA. Its product is annotated as plasma-membrane choline transporter-domain-containing protein. Lineage: Eukaryota; Fungi; Chytridiomycota; Chytridiomycetes; Spizellomycetales; Powellomycetaceae. Gene Ontology annotation, molecular function: transmembrane transporter activity. Gene Ontology annotation, cellular component: plasma membrane. The transcript is spliced from 8 exons. The record is from RefSeq and is a predicted model, not a curated record. The coding region runs from base 367 to 2142 and encodes 591 amino acids. Gene Ontology annotation, biological process: transmembrane transport.
CCCCUUUUGAGGAUGCUGACAACAACAACCCCCGGAACUGUGCUUUGUGCUUUUGGCAACCUGCAACUGCAACUGCAUAUCCUCAGAACACAGCUUUCUCCCACCCACCACCACCGCUCUGCCCAUAAGCACAACUUAUCCGGACGCACUGGGUCGUCCUUCUCCGCUCCAAAGUCAAGGACGCAAACUCUCGAAAACUCAUUCCAAUAUCUCCGUCUCCGAACCUCCUGCUGCGAUUUUCCAACUAUCUGUCGCUUCCUAUCGGAACAGUUCCAGUCUCCCUCGCAGUACAACCACAACCAGCCAGACAGACCUCUACACCCUUCAACAAAAGCUAGAGUCUAUCGGCGGUGAUUGUCGUUCCGAAUGCCCAAGCACUCGAAGGGGGUGUACAUUCCCUUGGCUGCACCCCCUUUCGCAUCCUAUGAGUCCGACGAAUACGACGAAGACUCGGAAGCCGUCCCAUUCUCUGCAGGAUUUGCUGCCUUGGAAAGGGAAGAGGAGGGGGAGGAGGAGGCCGCAGGAGCGGCUGCGGGAGGGUUUGUUGCCUCUCAGAGUUAUACACAGAGUCAGCAGAUAAGACAUGGAUAUCCACGUCCGUCGCAACCGGGGCCUUCAAAGUACAUGAGCCCGUAUGCGGAGCCCUCGUCAAUCGAGCAGGAUAUAGAUCCUCGGAAUGCGGAUUUCGAAAACAACCCAGCAGGGUUUAUGGCUGGACCUGCCGAUUCGAUGCUGGCAAAGCUCUUACCUUCAGAAGAUGAAACGCCGAUAUAUGUCGAUGUCGAGAAUCGACAAUAUAGGGACACCGCCUUUUCCGCAAUUUACACUGGUGCCAUGUUAGCCAUGUUAAUCACUGGAAUCAUUCUCUUUGCCACGACUGAGAGCAGCGGAACGGAUCCUAUCCUUCCCCGACCGAUCUACAGUACUCUCAAAGACUCCUACAAAUUACUUUGCUUGACGAUAUCCGGGUCAUUAUUAGCCUGUUUCAUAUGGUUAUAUACACUCAAAGCCUUUGUGCGGCCCGUUGUAGUGCUAACAAUCGCACUGAUACCCGUAACAUGCAUCGGUUUCUUCGCCACCAUCCUCACGCUCUCCCUUCUCGGCAAAGCGCACGAUAAACCGUAUCUGGGCGUCCAGUACGAUGGCAUGAUUGGUGUCGCAGUUACAAGUUUAUUGGGAGGCGUUGCGUCUGGGUACUACCUUGUGCGGAAGAGGAGGGAGAUUGAUCAGACCAUUCAUAUAUUGCAGCUCUCCUGCGAUAUCCUUCGAACGAAUCCUGGCAUCUUCAUCGUCUCGAUCACGUUAACCUUGGGGUACCUUGCAUUUGCGGUCGUAUGGCUGCUUAUGUUCAAUCGAUUGUUUUUGCGGGGAUGGGGAGAUAAUGAUUCGUCUGGCAUUGCGCACUGGCAUAUGGCCGGCGGGACCGGAUGGGCGGUCUCCUACUACAUCCUCAUGUUUUUCUGGACGUCGUCUGUUUUCAAGAAUGUCGAGAAAGUGACGAUUGCUGGCGUGGUUGGGGAGUGGUAUUUCCAACGAGCGGAAGGCUCAGUCUCCCACAACCGAACCUACAAAAACUUCACCUCCUCCCUCACAACCUCCUUCGGCUCCAUCUGCCUCGCCUCCCUCAUCCUCGGCCUCAUCCAAUCCCUCCAACUGUCCAUCCGCCUCGCCCGCCGCUUAACCGGCUCCAAUGGCGCCCUCCACCGCCUCCUCACCGCCUGCCUCGACUGCUACGGCCAGCUCGCCGACAACGUCACCUCCUACGCCCUCGUCUACGCCGGCCUCACGGGCUCAUCCUUCCCUGCCUCGUGUUACAGCACCACCCGCGUAUUCCGCCGGAAUCUGGUCCUGGGCUUGGUGACGAGCACGGUGACGCGCUUGAUUAUGGGCCUGGCGACGGCGGGGAUUGCGUUGGCGAGUGGGAGUGUGGCCUUCUUUUUUGCGAGCAGGAGGUUGGAGAGCCCGUUUGCGUACGUGGUCGGGGCGGUGGGGACGGUUAUUCCGUAUUAUCUGGUGCAGGUGCUGAAUCAUGCUGUGCAGAACACCGUCGACGCAACAUUCAUGUGCUACCUCAUGGACGUAGACCGAAACGCGGUGAACUGCGAAAGUGCCCACCGCAUAUUCGGGUCCCUAACAAGUUGACCGGCCCCCACCCCGCCUUCUCCUUUUCUUUUUUCCUUCGUUAGUAUGAUUUUUUGUUUGCAUGAUACCUUUUUGCUUUUCGUUCCUGUAAAUCUUUUUGUUUUCGUGGGCGUUUUUUCCUUACCUUUUCCGUGAUGUUCUGGAGUCGCUCUAUUUGCUUCGCUUAUCCAGGUUACUAUGGGCAGGAAUCUUUGGAGCCAAUCAAUGCCAAAUAUCCGUCGUGCCGCUUCUGUGAUAUUCAGUAGUAGCCUCCCGGCUCCCGAGAUGAAAUGGACAUGGUUGGGGUGUGCGUAUGUCCUCUUCCCUGUCCUGAAUCCGCAUUGCACGUCGGGAAAUGCGUUACAUAAGCACCAAACCCACGCGUUCAGACCCCGUCAAUCGCGGAAAAAGGGGUCAAUCUA